This is a messenger RNA of Gekko japonicus, 1239 nucleotides long. It is a transcript of the gene EIF1B, whose product is annotated as eukaryotic translation initiation factor 1B. The record is from RefSeq and is a predicted model, not a curated record. Gene Ontology annotation, cellular component: eukaryotic 43S preinitiation complex. The coding region runs from base 231 to 572 and encodes 113 amino acids. NCBI's taxonomy places the organism in Eukaryota, Metazoa, Chordata, Lepidosauria, Squamata, Gekkonidae. The transcript is spliced from 4 exons. Gene Ontology annotation, biological process: translational initiation. Gene Ontology annotation, molecular function: translation initiation factor activity; ribosomal small subunit binding; RNA binding.
GGGGAGAGGCUGAAUAGCGGUUGCCGGCCAUUUUGUGAGCGACCGUCGCCGCUGUCGUGCCCGUUCGUCCUCUUCCCCGCCCCGGGUCUCUUCCGCCGUCCAGGCCUCGGCCGCUUUGGCAAUUUCUCUUUUUCUCACCCCCCCCUUCUCUCACUGCUGAGCCUGACAGAGCCCCGGGCGAACCCAGCCGCGGCCUUUUCCCCCCGAGCAGCGCCCAGCCACAGAAUCGCAUGUCCACUAUCCAGAACCUCCAAUCCUUCGACCCCUUUGCUGAUGCAACUAAGGGUGACGACUUACUCCCGGCAGGGACCGAAGACUACAUUCAUAUAAGGAUCCAACAACGAAAUGGGAGAAAAACUCUAACUACUGUUCAGGGAAUUGCAGAUGACUAUGACAAAAAGAAACUUGUGAAAGCUUUCAAAAAGAAAUUUGCCUGUAAUGGUACUGUGAUUGAGCAUCCUGAAUACGGGGAAGUGAUCCAGCUGCAAGGUGACCAGAGGAAGAACAUUUGCCAAUUCCUCCUAGAGGUUGGCAUUGUUAAGGAAGAGCAGCUGAAGGUUCAUGGCUUCUAAAAUGUGUGUGCUUACAUGAAGAACUCUGCAGGUUUUGUUCGUAACCAAGCUGGCUACUCUGUGAAAUAUGAUUCUUUGCAGUAAAUGGACUUCCCAUUCAAAACCUGAUUUGCUUUUGCAUGACUACAGAAAACAUAUGGAGUGUAGACUAGAAACACAUAAGAAAAUUGCAGUAAGAUGGUAACAAAAAAAUCCUUGAGAAUUUUAACACAUUUCCAAUGGAAAUGUUUUACUGCUGAUAGUUCAGUGUAUUACUUUUCACCUGAUUUAAGUGUUGUAUUAAAACCAUGUGUAUUGCAGCUUAAAUAAAAGUCUCUUAUCUUACCUUUGAGUAUUUAGUGUCCAUCAACUAUAGCCCUCAGUGUACUGGUUUUAAGAGGUUUAGCACCAGCUCAAAUAUUUGGGAGGUAGGUAAAAUCUCAGAAGAAAGAACUGACGUAAACACAAUUACCUGAGGCUUUGAAGGGAUUUCAAAGCGAUGUGAGGUUGGGGUAUAACGCAAAUCAUAUUGACUAUUGCUUGCUCAUAUCACAGUUGUGUACCAUUCAUUUGGUAAGGGGUGGUUUAAAUCCUACCACUUGGCCUGUGAGGUGCCUUGGUUUCUAGGUUUCUGUCGUGCUAGGCUUUAGGCUUCAUGCUACUAAUAACGGCUGAAGCGUCAUCUAUC